AUGCUGUCCACUCUCUUGUCCCUCGCGGCUUUGCCGCUUGCGACUUACGGUCUCCUCGAUCUCCCGAUGGACAACCGCAUGGUCCAACAGCCUGGUCUCAUCCGAUACCCCAUUAGCGUUUCCAAGGGCGCCGAGUCCAAGAACAGGGUCGUUCGCCGCCAGAACGACGUCGGCCUGAAGGCACAGAAGACUGGCUUCUUCUACACCAUCGAGAUCCAGAUUGGCACGCCGCCCCAGCCCGUGAGCGUCAACUUCGACACCGGGUCCAGCGAGCUCUGGGUGAACCCCGUGUGCAGCAAGUCUACGGACCCCAAGUUCUGCGAGUCGUUUGGCCGGUUCAAUGGCUCCCAGACUUACACCGACCUGCACCGCAAUGGCAGCAUCAGGUACGGCACUGGGCGUGCCGACCUUGAGUAUGGCUACGACUACAUUCAGAUCGGCUCUGCCAAGAUUAGCCAGCAAAUGUUCGGUGUCGCUUACGACUCCGACUUUGCUGUCACUGGUAUCCUCGGUGCUGGUCCGAGCCUGAACGGCUGGGACAGCGCGUACCCUUAUGUCAUUGACAACUUGGCCACGCAAGGUUUCACCAACAGCCGUGCAUUCUCCCUGGACAUUCGCUCGAUCGAGAGCAACCGCGGCUCCGUUGUGUUUGGCGGAAUCGACACCAAGAAGUUCUCCGGCCACCUCGAGAAGCGUCCCAUCAUUCCGGCGGCCCAGUCUCCCGACGGCCAGACCCGUUACUGGGUCUAUCUCGAUGGCAUUACCGUCUCCAAGCCCGAUGGCACCAACGUCACGGUCUUCGACAAGCCCAACAGCCAGCCUGUGCUCCUCGACAGCGGCUACACCGUCAGCGCCCUGCCCAAGGAAAUCUUCAACGAGAUCCUGAAGGCCUUCCCCGAGGCUACACCCCCUCAGUCUGGCUCCGACCUGUACCAGGUGCCUUGCGACAUCGGCAAAUCCAAGGGCCACGUCAACUUCAAGUUUGGCGAGACCCUUAUCAACGUUCCUUACAAUGACUUCAUCUGGCAGCAGCCUCAGAACAACCUCUGCGUCCUGGGCGUCACUACUGAUGGUGGCUUCCCUGUCCUUGGCGAUACCUUCCUGCGCGCCGCCUACGUCGUCUACGACUGGGACAACCGCAACAUCCACCUUGCCAACAACGAGGACUGCGGCUCCAAGCUCGUCGCCAUCGGUAAGGGACCAAAUGCCGUCCCCUCUCUUGAGGGCGAGUGCGGCAAGCCCGUGACCACGACCACGACUGCUUCGUCCAGCACCGUCCCUCCCACAACCAGCUCCUCUAAGCCCACCAUCACGAGCGUCACGAACUCGACCACUGCUGUUCCCACGACCACGCCCAAGACCUCGACUCACGCCACGGUCUCGCACACUCACGGCCACAACAGCACCGUCACCAGCAAGCCCUCGCACCCGUCCAGCUCCAAGCCGUUCCCGACCGUGACUUGGCACAACACGACGGCUCCUCCUACUUACACUUCUACCUACACGUCCACCAACACGUACACCGUGACUUCUUGCCCGCCCUACGUGACUGGAUGCCCCAUUGGCUCCGUCACCACGGAGACUAUCACUGGCACGACCACCUGGUGCCCCGGCCAGAGCAGCAGCUCCGCUCUGCCCCCGACCACGACUGCUCCUCCGUCGCCCAGCAUCACGUCCAUCUUCACCACCACCAAGACGCACACCAUCACCGACUGCCCCGGCGAAGGACCCUGCACCAAGGGCCAGGUCACUACCGAGGUCCUCACCAAGACCACCUACCUGUGCCCCGAGUCCACCGCCACCUGGACCAUCCCCCGCACGCACACCUGCGGCGAGGGCGAGAGCGGCUGCAAGCCUGGUGAGACGAUCGUUACGAGCCACGUCGUCACCAUCGUCCCCAUCACGCCCGGACCCAAGCCCACGCCUGUCCCUGGCUGCGACAACUGCGUCAUGCCGACCCCGGUGCCUACGGUGCCCGCCGAGACGACGCCUGUCGCGACGUCGCCCGCGCAGACGCAGCCCCCCGCCGAGACGACUCCUGCCGAGUCGUCUCCUGUCCAGCCUCCCGUGCCCACGAACACCGUCCCGGGCACCAUCAGCACCGUGACAAGGCCGACCACGGGUGCGCCCGGCUCCGUGACUUCGGCACCGCCGUCCGUCACCGCCGGCGCCGCUGAGUGGCGCGUGCCCGGCGUUGCGGCCGUUGCCAUGGGUGCUCUGGCCGUCGCCGCCUUCUAA
This is a messenger RNA of Purpureocillium lilacinum, 2238 nucleotides long. RefSeq lists its product as uncharacterized. Gene Ontology annotation, molecular function: aspartic-type endopeptidase activity. The record is from RefSeq and is a predicted model, not a curated record. NCBI's taxonomy places the organism in Eukaryota, Fungi, Ascomycota, Sordariomycetes, Hypocreales, Ophiocordycipitaceae. Gene Ontology annotation, biological process: proteolysis.